AUGUCAGAAUCCCAAGUUUUUGAUGCUGCUUAUACAUGGCUCAAAUAUGAUACUAAAUCUAGAUUAGAAAGUGCGUGUAAUGUUUUAAAACAUAUAAAACUCGGUCUUCUUGAACUUCCUAUGCUAGAGAAUGUUGUGAUUAAAUCUGAUUUUUUCCGGACAUGUCAUAAAUGCCAGUCGCUGAUAAGCUCAGCCAUACGUUGUCAAUACGAGAGAAAGAAUAUGGAGUUACUAACACCAAGGGCACAUCCACCGUGUAUAUAUGUGGUAGGUGGAAGAAACAGUCAAGAUUGUCAGCUUAAAAGUAUGGAGAGAUAUGAUUUCUUAACAGACACCUGGAGUUCCAUGCCUGGAAUGAACAUUGCUCGAACUGCUAUCGGCUCUGCCACCUUGGACGGAAUGUUGUAUACAGUGGGUGGGGAGUGCGCACUCAUUGAUACACAGGAGAACACGCUGUACCUGCGAUGUAUGGAAUGCUAUGAUCCAGUCCAAAGGCAAUGGAUUCCCAAGCCAGAAAUGAAAAUUGCCAGAUCAUUUGUCGCUGUGGCUGCAGUGCAUGGGUUUUUGUAUGCAAUAGGAGGUGAGGAUAAAGCAUGUGGUUAUAAUCUGGUAGAAAGAUACGACCCUAAAACCGAACAGUGGAACUUUGUGGCGAGUAUGAAGAGAAGACGGGCUGGUGCUGGUAUAACAGUGUGUGAAGGAAGGAUAUAUGUAGCAGGAGGUUAUGAUAGAACGCUACAUAUGGAUCGCGCCAGUAUGGAAUGUUACGACCCAGCAACGGGGCUUUGGAUGUUUAUGUCAGAGAUGGAAAAAGCAAGAUCGGGUCUUGUGUUGGCGACCAUCGACCAGAACAUCUUUGCUUUUGGAGGGAGAUACAGGCAUACCGAUCAAUAUUACGACUUGGUUGAAAGGUUUAACGUUCUUACUUGUCAAUGGACGACCCUGUCACAGAUGAACACGCCCCGAGCGUGGCCGGGGGUCGCCAUCUUUGAUUGUAGAAUAUUUGUACUGGGUGGAUUUGAUGGCGGAUACAGACUAAGGAGCGGGGAGUGUUAUGAUGUCGAGUCAGAUCGAUGGAUGUUUAUAAAUAACAUGCUGGUUAGUCGAGCCGGAUGCGGGGCGGCUGUAGUGUGAUACCAAACCAUAUUGGUUUGUCGUACAGCUGAGCUGUUUGUCUGAUACUUGUAUGAAUUAUGGAGGGUUUUAAUCAUUUGGGCUUUAAUAAUUGUUGUAUUUUAUAAACUUUAUGAAAGUUAGAAAAUUUGGUGAAAAUUUUCAAUUCUUUAAGAAAGGAAAUCAAUGUUAAAUAUCAUUAAAUAUUAAACUGAAUAUAAAGAUAUUGAGUGGCUAUAGACAGAUAUGAAGCUAUGAUAAGCUGACUAUAUGUAUAUGAGAGAUUUAUUUUUUUUGAUAAUGACAAAAUGUGAACCAAAAUACCUUAAAGCUGUUUGUUUCUGAUAUAAAAAAUGUGGUGCAUCAUGUGUAAAAAUCAUUGCUCUACUUAAGAGAAAUAACGGUUUAAUGUUUUGUAAAGGGACAUUUUAUUCAAUUUUUUAAUAUUAAACUAGUCAAAUGAACAAAAGAAAGAACUUGAUGCUAAAUCUUAAACUCUCUCCAGAUAUGACAAUAAAUAAAUAAAUAAAUAAAUUGUAUAGGUUCUGGAAUUUGAAAGUAAACUUUUAGUUUGCCAGUCAUAAGUUUAUACCCCACUGAGAUGGACAUUACCGUAGUUCGGUAUCUUUUGUAUAUUUUUUUAACCAAUAAUUGUUGAAACAAAAUUUGAUUACCUUAUUAUUAUAAUAGUAUACUUUGCUAUACUUUAAUAACUACAUUCAGUCUGAAAUGGAUUAAUAUUUUAUUACAAGUAAAAAAUAGCUAAUAUGCUCAUACAUAUUACCAAAAAUUUCUAUUAUAAAAAGUUGGUUAUUUUAUACAAAAGAAGAGAUAUUGACCAUGUUAAGUUACAUAAAUCCCAAUCAGAUCAUUUCUCGAUACAGUCAAAUCUGUAAACAAAGACCAUCCAAAGGAGACUCUGAACAUGGCCUUUAUAGACAGGUGGUCUGUAUUUGGAGGUAGCAUUGUUGUAUUUAAUCAAUAAAGGUCUGUCGAAGAGUGGUCUUUAUUCACAGGGUGGUCUUAAUUUAGAAAUGGUUUUUUAACACAGGUAUGGCUGUAUGUGAAGAAGUAUUUAUUUGUAUUUUGUUUUUAACAAAUACAAAUGUAUACUGAUAUCAGUUAAAUAUUAAAAAGCGUGUAUAAUCAAUGGGAAAUAAGUCUUCUAAAACUUUUUUUUCGCCAUACAUGUAUGUUGACCUAUUUAACUUUAUUUUCAUUGUUGUAAAAAAUUGGGUAAUAGAGCAUAUUAAAUGAGUGUUGGUUCUAUACUAAAUUUAUGUAAGCACAUUGGCGAGCAUAAUACAGUUUUAUUCAACAAGUCCAAUAAUUGUUUUAGUAUGGAAUAUAGACGAAUAUAAUACAAUGUAUUCAAUUUAUAAUGUACCCAAAAUCUGAACUGUUUACAGCGAUAAAAAAAAAUCACUAACUUUGACAUGCAUAUGGUGUAACACUAACAUUUAGCACAUCUUUAGGCUUUGUUUGUAUAAUGCCAAUAAGGUCAUGUAAAAAUACAUGCACAGCCUUGCAAUACAGUUUUUACAGAGUCGCAAAAUCGGCACGGGUAUGUGAUAAAAUAUGAAAUGGUACAAGUAAGAUAGUGAAAGUUGUAGCAAAAAAAUUUUUUAUUCAUGAUAUUACCGAGAUAAAAGGCCAGUUAUUAUGUUAAAGGCACAUUAAAGACACAUUAUUCCUCACAAAAGAUUUUUUUUUUCCUUUUUAAAAAGGGAAAAUUUGAGUUUUAUUAUUUUUAAUAAAUUAUUUUAGAGCAUGUUAGAUGUUUUUCACUUGAAGACAGGAGUGCUAAAUGUGAAAUUAUUUGUCACAAAAGUAGCAAAAUGUAAACAAAGUAGUAUUUUGACUUCCGUACUAAAUCACUAUAAUUAUACUAAUUGCCAAAAGGCAACAGAAGCAAAAGAUAGUUCAGAUAAUUGACCAAUUAGUAACUUUCUGGAAACCUUUAACAGGACACAAAAAAUAAAAGACUUGAGAAAUAUUUUAAAAAAGGAUUUCUGGGGCAUAAUGGGCCUUUAAAGACUAAAGAAUUAAUGUUAAAAUCUUGUUGUGUUUAAAUGCAGUAUUGAAUGUUUCAUGUAGUAUAUACACUAGAGUGCUUUCAUGUAAAUUGUUAAUAUUUGU
This is a messenger RNA of Ruditapes philippinarum (Manila clam), 3252 nucleotides long. Its product is annotated as kelch-like protein 17. Gene Ontology annotation, molecular function: protein binding. The record is from RefSeq and is a predicted model, not a curated record. NCBI's taxonomy places the organism in Eukaryota, Metazoa, Mollusca, Bivalvia, Venerida, Veneridae.